Messenger RNA from Spodoptera littoralis (African cotton leafworm), 5172 nucleotides. The record is from the annotation of a GenBank genome assembly. Lineage: Eukaryota; Metazoa; Arthropoda; Insecta; Lepidoptera; Noctuidae.
AUGCUGAUUAUCGAGCAGAACAGGCAGCAACUAUAUGAGCAACAGUUAAGGCAGCAGAUGAAGAUGAUACAGAAUCAGCAGCAAGCAGGACCCGUGGACCAGGUGACCGCAGGGCUUCUCAACGGAGUCGGGUCGCAGCCCCUCGCUGGCGUGCAGCUGGACCCUCAAUCGCAGCUCCUUCAGUGUCAGCAGCAACUGCUCCAGCAGCAGAUCCAGCAGCUGAAUAACGAGGACGCUGCCAUGAAGCUUCUGCAACAGAACUUCAUGCAGGCUAGGAUAUCGCCUUCCAUGGCUGCCGACCAGCAGCUUCUACAGAACAAGGUGUUUCUUGAACAAAACUUGAAACAACAGGUAAUGAUGGAGCAGAAUCUCAUCAACCAGCAAAUGCUGGAACAGUCAGUCCAAGGCCAGGUUCUAAUGGAGAAGCAAGUUCAACAAAAUCUUCUUGAGCAAGUCCCUUCACAGACACAGUGGCAGCCGAACCUCUUGAACCAACAGUUAACCGCCGAGAUCAAUACCCAGAACCAGGUGUUGCAACAACAAAUAAUACAGCAACAACAAACUAUCAUUGCUCAGCAAGCCGCCGCCAUACAGCAGAAACAAUUCGAAGAACAACUCACAGCGCAAGACAAUAUGAUUGCAGGUCCCCAGAAUCUCGUCACUGGCCAAAUGUUAGAUCCCUCCUUACAGAACCUGCAAACUAUUUUAUCACAAAUCAUACAAAGACCCGACACGCUACAAUCUAGGAAGGAAUCGGAAUCUGAAACUCAGCAACAGCAGCAACAACAGCAACAAAUGACACAACAACCGACGGAGAACGUCGACAUGCAACAGAACCAGGAACAAGAGGCGCUGCUACAGAUGCAGAACUUGGUCAACUCGCAGCUGCAGCAACAGAAUGUCAACUACCAACACGGCCAGCAGUUCUCGCAACCGUCGCAGCAACCGAACAUAGAUCCCACGUACCUCGCGCAGCACCAGCAAGUGGCGCAGGCGCAGCAGCAGGUCGCGCAGGCGCAGCAACAGCUGGACGUGCAGAAGCAGGUCCUGGCGCAGCAACAGCUGGCGCUGCAGCAACAUCUGCAGCAGGCGCCGCACCACGCGCGCGCGCUGCAGCCGCAGCAGCACUACCUGGCGCAGCAGGCGCUGCAGCUGCACGCUCGCCAGGACGCGCUGGCGCACGACUGGGCCACGCUGCUGCAGCGCCGCACGCUGCUGGAGCAGCUAGACCAGCGCUCCUGCCGCCGCCAGGACUCCGAGCCCGACCCAUACCCGCGCCCGCAGCUGCAGCAACAGCUGUCCGUGGACCGCAUGCAGGGCCAGUCCAUGCCGCACCACAACUUCGGUAUGGUACGCCAAAACGAGAGGCAGAUAUCUAGUCAUGAAGGCACCCCGGUGCAGAAUUAUUCCGCCAAUCCUUUGCAAAUGUACCAGCCGGCGCAGAGCCAGCCCGUGAUGAUGCAGAACAUGUAUCAGACCAACCAGAUGGAGUCGUCAAUACCUUCAUCUGCGGCGGCCGGCAUGCAGUCGGUCCAGGACGCGAUGCCGCAGCAGAUGCCGGUGCAGGUGCCCAUGUCCGUGCCCCAGCCGAUGCACUCGGUGCCACUCCCCAUCCAGCAGUCGCAGGUUCCGCAACAACAACAAUUACAGCCCAUACAACAAGUUCAGACGAUACAGCCUCAGAUUCAACAGAUGUCCCAACCGGUUCCUCAGUCUCAGCCACAACCUACGCCGGUUCCUCAUGCCCAGCCUCUUCAGCAGCAAGUCCAGUUACAGCCGGACCUUGUACAACAGCCUCAGCAGUUGAACCUUCCAGCAGACCAAGUGGAGAAUGGGUACCAGAGUAACGGUGGACAAAAGGAGCAAUUCCACACUCCGUUGACGGAGUUCCCGACGAACCAUGCCGAGGCUAUCAAACAGCCUGAGCUCAGCUCUGUUGAGGAGAAACAGGCGGAGAUUCAGCAACAGGAAGUGGGUACGGCCAUAUCAUCUCCAAUAACAAGCGAGAAGAAGUCCCGUGGCUCGAAGAAACGUUCCCGGGAGAAGGACAAGCUGCCGAAACUGACGGUGCUGGAGGUGAAUGAGGCAGCCACCAUGGUAGAGUGCCAGCUUGAGUCUAAAUCCAAGACCGUCACCUUCAAGUUUGACGUGACUGACGUCAAUCCUGAGGAAAUUGCUAGCAACCUUGUGUCAAACAACUUACUCCCAGAAUGGCAGAGCGCUACGUUCAUGGAGCUGAUCAAAGACAUCGUGAAUCAGCUCAUUACCAACCCUGGAGUCACCCCCGUACUCAACCCCGCGCACCACUCUGCACUCAGGCUCAAUAUUGACAAGACUGACUACGAUUCCGAAACGACUGAACGCGAGGAAAACCUGACGGAUUCUAACCAGGACAACUCGGAGUGUACGACGCCGACGGCCAGCCAUGACAACAUCGCAGCCGAACUCGCUUACGACCAGCCCGAGUCUGAGCUCGGCACCGCCCCCGCGCAACCGGGCCCCACCCCCGCGCAACCAGGCCCCGCCCCUGCACAACCAGGCCCCGCGCCCGCGCAGUCGGGCCCCGCGCCUGCGCUGCCCCAUGCACCGCAUGGUGACACCGUCGCCAGGAAGAUUAGCACUGCCUCGUCUAUAGGUUCUAAUCAAUCGGACGGCGGGUCGAUGGCGCCCGAGCGUUCUGGCAGCACGGAAUCGCAGAGCGGCGAAAAGAAACAACAAAAGCCAACUCGAAAGAUAUCACGAUUUCUAGUCAGCCCCGUAGUCGACCGCGGGGAGAAUGUCCCAGAAGAAAAACCAAUACCCGAACCCGCGGAACAUGUAGAACCUCAAGUCAACGGUCUCCCAGAAAAGGAACCUGCCCCGCUCCCCCCACAGGAAUUUGUUCCUACGCACCAGUAUUCAGUAGCACCGCAGAUUCAGCCUCCCGUAGAUCUAAGACCCGACGUCCAGUCUAUAGAAAGGCCAAUAGAAAUGAAGCAAGAAGUGCCAGUCACAGUUACUAUGGUUCUUCCCCCAAUAGUUUCUAAUAUUUCGAGCGUGCCACAAGUGCCUGCUCAAAAUAUUAUUAAUCCUAUGUUAAACUCUUCUAAUGUACAACCUAACCUAACAACACCGUUGCAAAUAGCCACAGAUACCCCCUUAUUGGGGUUGAGUCAGGUCGGGACCCCAAUGGGCGUGGGAGGGGAGCUCGGCUUGAACAUGGGGCUGCAAGGGGUCGGGCUGGCCAUGUCAGGCCCCACUCCGGGGGCCAACGACGCGAUGCCUAAUGCUGAGAAUAUACAGAGGAUGUUGUUGAAGCAAAAUAUUAUGAAUCAGCAGCAAAACCUCUCCGGGCCUAACCUACUCGGAUUACUGAACCAGCAAUCGUACCCGCAGCCAGACAUCGGCCUGCACAACAACAUACUCAAUAACACACAACCUGCACCUAUGAUGGCGGCGCGCCUGCCUCCUCAGUACCAGCAGCCCAAGUACUACCAACCGAUGCUGGCCAACGACUUCAUUGCUCAGCAGCAAGCCCUGCAAUCGUCAGUGAACCAGUUGGCCAGUCAGCAGAUGUCUCAGCUCGGUAUGAUGGGGCUGGCCACGCCGCUGGCUCCGCAAGCUAUCGCCUUCCAGCAUCAAAACAUUGCACAGAAUUUAGCACUCAACCAGAAUCUUAUGGGGCAGAAUCUAGGACAGAAUCUGGGGAAUUAUACAGGUCUAGCAGGUCAAAACUUAGGAUUAGGUGGUCAGAAUCUCAUUGGUGGCCAGAACCUGGCGCUAGGGGGACAGAACUUGUCCCUGGGAGGGCAGAAUUUAGGAAUUAUCAACCAGAAUCUGGGACAGCUAGUGGCCCAACGCGCCGUGCACCAUGCGCUGGCUAGAAGGGCCGUGGACAUGGAUAUGGCAGGCAUGACUGCAGUGAACUCGACGGGUUCCUCCCAGCCGAGCACUCCUAACAAGCCGCAGUCGUACAGCGAGUACAUGCUCACGCUGCAACACAAGCUCGCUUCCAUAUCCAAUAGCGGCCCUGUCUCCCCGCAGUCUCCGCUGGAGUACAGCCCCGCACUGUCGCCGACCCACCGGCCGGCCCUGCACGCCAUGCCCAAGUCGGAGGGCGCGGAGGCGGGCGAGGCGAGCGAGGCGAGCGAGGCGGGCGAGGCGGGCGAGGCGAGCGAGGCGGGCGGCGCGGCCAGCGCGGCGGCGCGCGGCACGCGGCACGCGGCGCAGCUGGCCGAGCUGGACCACGAGCUCAGCAAGAUCAGUCUGCACUACAAACACCCGCCGCCCAAGGAUGUGUUCAUAGAACACAACACGGACGAGCAUGAAAUGCUUACGGCGAACAUCAACGAUAGUGCAGUCAACACGUACGAAGAACUGGGACCGGAGUGGGAGUCUCGGUCGACGCGGUUCCGAGUGUCUCGCGCAGCACCCUGUCGCGGCUACGAGCUCUGCCGGCUGUUGCCGAAUGAUCACGGCAAAGAGAAGCUAGAUCUGCUUCAAAGCCAUCCUUACCCCGAAGGCGCGCUGGACGAAGUAUCCUGCGCGGACAAUAACUCGUCCUACGAGGAAGCGACGGCGGGUGAGACGUACGUCAUCACGGACACUCGUGCACAUACCUACCUCGUGCACGACGCUCUGGCGGACGCUGUCGCUACCAUCAUCGACCCUGGCAGGACUUCGCAUGAGAGUUCUCCGGGCCUAUGCUCUCCGGAAGAACGUCGGUGUGCGUCAGACGGGUCCCAGGGCUCCUCGGCGUCCGAACAGGCGUACCUGAUAGUGGACCCUUGGCGCUCGAUAACCUGCGCUGUCAUCGACCGAGCGUUACGGCUCACUGCUGACUCAGGGUUCACGCCUUUCUACGAAGCUAAAUACGCCGCCGAUGUCUCUACGAACAUCGAGUGUGUGCAGGCGGGCACGCAGGUGUCGGCUCGCGCGGAGUUGGCGCGCUGGCAGGUCCUCGGCGCGGCCGGCGAGGCGGUGCUGGCGGCGCCCAGCCAGGCCGUCCUGGCGGCUCCCGGCCAGGCAGUUCUGGCGGCGCCUGGCCAGGCGGUGUCGACGGCGCCCGAGCCCGCGUCCUGCGCCGCGCCGCUGCCCGCGCUCGCUGCGUCGCUCGUCACAUACGAGACUCUCACCGACAAAGCGGUGUGUCGGCAGGUGGUGCUGGUGUCGGUGCAGCCGUCCCAGUUAUGA